UUUCUCUUUCUUUACAGUAGAGUAUUUCCCCGCCCCUUCCCCCUUUGUCACUCGAUGCUCAUUAGGGCUGUGAUUGGCCAGUCGCAGGGAUUCCUCCUCUUCUAUUAGCUAGCUAGCAGAUACGUCAAUCCCGGUUUUUUCACUCGUGUGGGAGCAGAGACUGUUUAUUUGUUAAUAUGAGCAAUCUAUGUGUGGGAGUUCCCUAGACUUGGAGAUGGGGGGAAAGGCGUUCAUCAAGCGGAAUGAAGGUCUGCAGUCUGUCAGAGUGUGAGUAACAGGGCAGAAGCAUGGCUGCUGCCUUCCUGGAUGGCAAGGAUGCUCACUCUGUCCUGAAGCGUUUUCCGCGGGCUAAUGGCUUCCUGGAGGAGUUGAGACAGGGGAACAUUGAGAGGGAAUGUGGUGAGGAGAGCUGCAGCUUUGAAGAAGCAAAUGAAGUGUUUGAGAACAAAGAGAGAACGAUGGAGUUUUGGAAAACUCGCAGCGUUUACACAGUGAGCAGCAACAGCGAGGGGCGCUCUGAGCGUGCCGACACUGUCUACAUGGUGGUUCCUCUGCUGGGCGUUGCCCUGCUAAUAAUCAUCGGCCUCUUCCUCCUUUGGAGGUGCCAGCUUCAGAAGGCUACUCGUCGUCGCCCUGCCUACACCCAGAACCGCUACUUGGCCAACAACCGCUGCCUGCCACGCAUUCUGGUUCACCGGGAAGUGCACACUGAAAGCUUACAGCAGGACUCCAGCUCACGGCCCACUGUGGCAGUGAGUGGUGCUGAGAGAAGAGGAGUUUCCCAGUCGGACUACCAUGGCCUCCACCAGCAGAACACUUGUACCCUCUAUGUCCAGGACUCGUCCCACUCGGUGGCCUCGCGGCUGUCCGGUGCUACACCGCCUCCAUCUUAUGAAGAGGUGACAGGACACCUGGAAAGCAGUGGUGAUGAGACUUCAGCACCUUCAUACAGCGACCCUCCACCCAAAUAUGAGGAGAUCAUAAAGAAAACAUAAGACAGAGGGAGUAAUAAUUCUGUCAUGGCUGCUGCUCCCCUUCUGUCUGAAUGAGUUCAAGGCUGGCAAAAGAGCAGUUACUGCCUCAGUUGGUGCUGCAGGUUACUGAAACUAUUGUUGUAUUUCAUUCUCAUUUUUCUGCACUGAGCAAUACCCUUGAUUCACCCAUGGGUACAACCUAAAGCCAGUCCCCCCCCCAUGAUUAUAUGUGCUACCCAGGAUUAUACAUACAUUUUAGUUUAAACACGUUAUGUAAUAACAUGAUAUUCUGUAAUAAAUAGAAAUAAAUAUACAUACAUACAUUUUCACUUCACUAUGUCGUAAGCACCCCACUUUGUAACAAUUGCUGCACUUUGCCUAAACUCAACGUAGUAAAUGUCUCCGUAUUUUGUAAUAAAUUACUUAUUGCAGUUUUUAUUACAAAAUGUGGGAGUUGUACUUGUGGGAGAUGACAUCUUGAAGUAGUGUGUGAUCAUGAGACCUAUGAAAUCCUGACAUCAGACAAAAUCUGACAUGACUCAAGCAGAAAUAAUGUUUCAAGACAAGUUAAUUCAUUAGUUAUGUUUAUUCAUGCUUAUUCACGUUAUGUCAUUUCAUUCAAACAAAAUAGCCGAAAACCAAUGUUCUGUAACGUAGCAUAAACUUGAUAAAUUGCCAUUAUAGGAGUCAACUACCCAUACAGUUACUGUAGCUAACAUUAUGUGGCAAAUUCAAUACUAGAAAUAACUAUGAGCAUGUUUAGCUUUAACAUUUUAACAUUAAUAUUUUUAAGUCCUGAUUCAAAGAUUUGAGUGUUAAGCUUCUUUUAGCUGUUCCAACAUAGUGACUAAAGGUUGCUUCACUAAGUUUAGCCCUGUCACUGGGCUCCACUAGCAGCCCACUCCCACUUGACCUGAGAUACAUGGCAUGAGUCUACUCCUUAACCAUGUCUGUCGUGUUUUUUGGUCCGACUCCAUUAAUUGAUUUAUAAGCAUUGCCUUAUAUUCUGUGGUCAAUAUUUAUUUUCAAUUAUUCCAUCGAUAAAUAGAGUAACCGCAAAAAGGGAUAGGUAAAUAGAUUUGGUCUUAUUUUGCUUUGGCAAACUGAACGGCAGACUUUGUGCCUGUUGCUACCACAGCAGGUGCGAUAAGGUGCAUGGAGAGGAUUGGCUGGCAAGAUACAAGUGGCCCUUGUAGCGGGUUCCUGUACACAACAUAGGGCGGUGCUGUGGGGAAAAAGAGCUGGGCUCUACACUGGCCCAACAGUCAAUGUGACUGUAAGGUUUUCUUGCCAGUGGACUGCCGCUGUUUCUUAUCUCUCAGUGUGCAUUUGAUAUGACUCUUUAAACUGUACAUACAUAGUCAAUAGUGAAGUAUUGGGACUCCAAGCCAAUAUUGUUUAGUUGUUUUAGUCUCUUCAGUGUUAGGAUUUGCUGCUUUACGCUGUUUUAUAUCUUUGUAAAUUGAAUACCAUUGGGUUUGGAAAAGUUGGCUUCAUAUAAUAAUUCAUAAUGGUUGCAAGGCAAACAUAAAUGCAUCAUUUUGCUACAUUAACCUGACACACAAGAUGGUUUGUUACACAAAAUCAUCUGAGAAGCCGUUAUUGGAAUCUUUUUGGGCAGGCAAUACUUUCCUGUUCUGAUAUAACUGAUGCAAUUGCAGCAUGUACACUAACCUUUUUAGGAGCCACCAUUGUUAUUUUGAACGAACAGUGGUGUAGUUGCACUCAUACACAAUCAUGAAUGUUCGCAAACAGCACAAUCAGUCAGUGAGUCAGUAUGCACUUUUGUUUGUAGAUGUGACAUUUUACACGGUGUGGUGGGUGUAACAGUUUAGUUUUGUGGACACUUAACAAUCAAAGUAAAUCUUUUGGUUUGAAGACAUGGAUUCACUAUCACUGGAAACAUGACAGUCUGUAAAGCUGACAGCAGUUUAGAGCUACUGGGUAAACUUCACAAUGUCGCUCGGUCUGUUUAAAGCUUUAAAUGUUUGAAGGACUCCUUUAUAUGAUAAAUCUUAUGACAUGACGACUUAACAACUGAUGAAGAGGUUCAGCCAAAUCAGUAGGCAUGUUUCCAUCAAAUUUUCAAGCGAAUUUUAAGAAAACUUUUAAAAUGUUGCAAUAAAGAAGAAAAAAUGAAAAUGCAUAUUAGAAGCAUUUCCAUCAACUGGUUUAGAGCAAAUAAACUAGACUACACAAAACGUAGUUUCGUCACAACUUGACGGCAUGGUUGUAGAUUGCAAACCGGCUUGCUAAAUCAAAGAGUUCAGAAGCUAAGUUCUUUGGCUAAAUAGAGAAUUGUACAAGUUGGCCACCUGUGUGCAGAAUACAGGUUGGUGGCAGAGACAUCUGGUGGCAGCGAGACAACCGUUCACCGCUGUGUAUCUCCACUACGCACCUUCUGCCACCACUAUACAGCAUUUUGUAAUGCGAUACUUCAAAAUGCCCUGAUGGAAACGUGAGUAAUGAGUCCAAGUUUUCCAAGUUUCUCUGGCUUAUGUUUGUGCAUAAUACCAAAAAUUAGAUUGGAUAAAUACUAAAGACGUUUCAGAUAUUGUUGACGUAUUUUUCCACGCUGUACCACAGUGUUUUUUGAUGCCACCACUUUUUCAACUCUUCAUAUUGUUCACAUUUUGGCUUUUUACUACAUUGUCGUUAUGAAUACGUAAUUGACAAAAACGUUAUGCAGACUUGAUGUUUACUGUAAUGGACAACACAACUUGAGCAAGUUUCUAGAGUUUGCUAAUAGAUAUUCUUAUUGUACAGAAAAGGAUGGAAACAUUGGUCAUAUUCUCUUUGACAAUCUGGGUUCCCAUGUUGUUGGCGGUAAAAAUAUAGUGUAUAUCAGUCACAUCAUCUUCUGCAACUUUAUUUUUCAGACACCUUAUCUGCAAUUAUUAUAAAAUCUAUUCCAGAGCUGACCCAAUCUGACACAUUAAUAUACAUAUACAAAAACUGUAGGGGUGCACAUAAAGGAAUUACAUAUUUAAAUGUUAAUAAUGAAAACUUAGUAACACAUGUAGAUACCGCAGGCAGAAGGACCUCCACAUUUUCAAUAAAUAAUUUACACUUAGAUUUUCUUCUGCUCAGACACACACUCACACCUCUUCCACAGCCAAAGUAAUGUAACGCAAAGUUGCAACAGCAUGGAUACCAAUUAUUUACUUGAAUCCUCCAACACAAUAUUGGGAUUAAACUGUUAGCUGACCACUAGAGGAAUGUAAGUACAUUUACUCAAGUAUUGUACUUGAGUAAAAUGUUGAGGUACUUGUACUUUGCAUGAGUCUUUUCUUUUCAUGCCACUUUCUACUUCUACUCCACUACAUCCUUUCCACUUUCUAAAAUGUGAAAAAGAUUAUUUACUUUUAAUAAAUCAAGUAAAUUUCUCUUAUGAUACUUACAUACUUUCACUUAAGUAACAUUUUCAAUGCAAAAGUUUUACUGUAACCGAGUAUUUUUACAGUGAGUAUUUGUACUUUUAAUUAAAUGUAACUAAUGUUUUUUUCAAUCUAGACCCAACGUUCCUAUGUUUUUGUGUUUAAGUGACUGAUGGGAACAACAAUCUUUGACAUUGUUCCAGUAUUAAGCAAGAUUGCUGCAGUUGAAGUGUCUGACAACAUUAAGGAAAGAAUCCCUUCAGAGGUAGACCUUUAAAGCAACACUCUACAGGUUGGAAGCGGAAUUGUCCCAUUAUGUCUCAUUGGAACUACAGAUCUGCUACCCAAUCUGGCAAACUUGCAUAGUGCGGUUAUAGCUGAUAGAGAGCCACAAAGCCAAUGCAGAAGUGCCGUUCACUCUGUCCAUACCCAUAAUGUUGUCAGACACGUAAAAUAAACCCAUGUUUACAGCUUUGUUUCCAGAUUCAAGGAUUGUUUAAGAACUUUUUUUUCAUUGUAUAAAUAAGGACAUAAGGCUUUUCAAAUAUUGAGAGGAGGCGCAGAAUUGUAGAAUAUAAUUUUCCCGUUUAACUGUACAGUUUACAGAAUAACAACCAUUUGUGGCAUCCGUGCAGCCUUCACAGAAUCAGCAGUAUAUGUAGGCUACUUCUGUCCUCAAUCAACACAGAAAAUACUACAUGGUUUGCAAAGUUGUUACAUGUGAUGAAAAGUAGGCCUAUGCAUGAUUCCUUCCUAAAACAUUGAAAGGAGUAAGGUUUGGUAAUUAUUUUUACACGUAAAAUGUAAUAUGCUUUUGGUGCAGCUUUACAAUAGGAUUUCUGUCAAAUGUAAAGUGUGUGACUGAAAAACACAUUGUAUUAUUUAGCAAGAUUAGUUGUGUCUGUGCUGUAUGUAGGCCGUGAUGAGGAAUAUCUCCUCUGUUUAUAUUUUAGUUGUAUAUUAGUGGAAUAUUACCUCACCACGUCCGAUGAGGUGCACUUAUUUUUGUAUUCUAUUCUACUGUACGCUAAGUUAUUCACUGCCUUUCCUAUAGCCUGAAACUCUUUCACAUGGGCCUUUGUUUAACCACAUUGCAAAAAAAUAUCCACUGUUUAGAAAUAAUGAAUGAUUGACUUAAUUCUGUAUGUGUCAUGUAAAAAAUAUUUUUCUUUCCACCAAAAUGGAUGUAUUCUAUAUUUAAAUACAAUAUAUCACUCUGUUAUAAUACUUUCAGCACUGCCUUUUUUAAACUUAAAAUAAAUAUCAAACUUGCAUGUUUAUAGAUAUUCUUUUCAGCCAAAGCUGUGUGAAAGAAAUGUUGUACGUCAUCCACCUUUACAAACUGCAGACUUUGUGCACUACUUCACCACUUCUAGUACAGAUUCCAGUACAAGCAGCAAAGUCCAACUGGUCAUAUCCUCCAUAAGCUUAAGAGGAACUAAAUUGGAAAUUUGCUAAUGCAACAUAUUUUCAGCCUGAUGCUUCUGGAGUGUCUACCACUGUUUACUAAACAACUUCUGAUACUGCUUAAUAUUUAGCUAACUUUAAACGCACCACAAGAUCCACCAGUUGUAAGUAACAGACAACAGCAGUGACCAGUGCUAGUUUGAAUCUUGCUAGUUUGAGUGACAUGCAGCAAUGUUUCUGUUGCCUCUAACGUCUGUUUGGGAGCAUCAGAGAGGAAUGCAGACAUUUAGGUGGCACCGUAAUGACGCACCGAAAUCUGCGUUGCUAUUCUGUCCGGUAGAUACCGGGCAGCGGUGCCAUAUUAACACCAGAUUUUAACAUGCGCCGUUAA
Molecule: messenger RNA, 6149 nt
Organism: Etheostoma spectabile (orangethroat darter)
Lineage: Eukaryota; Metazoa; Chordata; Actinopteri; Perciformes; Percidae
Gene: prrg3
Product: proline rich and Gla domain 3
Exons: 4
Coding region: 288-995 (235 amino acids)
Cellular component (GO): extracellular region
Molecular function (GO): calcium ion binding
Source: RefSeq, a predicted model, not a curated record